Fundulus heteroclitus (mummichog) is the source of this 2511-nucleotide messenger RNA. RefSeq names its product lysosomal associated membrane protein 1b (gene lamp1b). Bases 185 to 946 code for a protein of 253 amino acids. The record is from RefSeq and is a predicted model, not a curated record. NCBI's taxonomy places the organism in Eukaryota, Metazoa, Chordata, Actinopteri, Cyprinodontiformes, Fundulidae. The transcript is spliced from 7 exons. Gene Ontology annotation, cellular component: membrane.
UUUCUUAACUGGGAGUCACGUGACCCUGAUGUCAUCGUUAGCAGCGGCGAUAAAGUGUCAAAUGCGGGCUUAUUGACCUCCAAACCUUCGCGUACAGACGGGAAGAAAAGCGGAGCGAGCAAGCACGGGCUUUGUUGCGGCUUCCCCCCUCGUGAUUUAUUUUUAUUUGUCCCGGAGAAGAAACAUGAUCGCCGCUGGCGGACAGUCCCGGGGAGUCGUGGGGGCGAUGUUGCCUCUCAUUUUAGCCGCUGUCCUCCAUCAGAGUUUGGCCACCGUAGCCCCACCGACCCCCGCCCAGACCACCGCGGCGCCCCACAAAGACCCCGGGCGGCCCGAGAGAGGAACGUACAACGUGACCAACGCCAACAACACGGUCUGCCUGCUGGCUUACAUGGGACUGCAGCUCAACCUCACCUAUAACGCCACCUCCCAGAACACGGCCGUCCAGGAGGUUGUGAACAUUAAGCCCAACGUGACCCUGGCGUCAGGCUCGUGUGAAGCAGAGAGGGCCGUGCUGGAGCUGAGAACAGACGCAAAUGCAACCGUCCUCACCUUCGUCUUCACUCUGAAUAGCACGUCCAGCAAGUACCACCUGAGCGAAGUGUCUCUGACCACAACCGUGCCAGACCUGAAAGGAGGUAAAUUCUCUGCUAGGAACAGCAGCCUGGACUUCCUGCAGGGAUCUCUUCAAUACUCCUACAUGUGCCGCACGGAGCAAACCCUGACCGUGACCCAGAACCUGUCCAUCAACACCUUCCAGGUGCAGCUGCAGCCCUUUGGGGUGACCGGAGAUAAGUUCGGCGCAGCCGUGGAAUGCCAGCUGGACGAAGAUGACAUGCUGAUCCCCAUCAUAGUGGGAGCAGCCUUGGCCGGGCUCGUCCUCAUCGUACUCCUGGCCUACCUCAUCGGCAGGAAGAGGAGCCACGCUGGCUACCAAACCAUCUGAGCUCAGGAAGCUGCUGCUGCUAGAUUUCAGAAAUUAACCACUCCACCUUUCCCCCCCCUCUGUCCCUUUCUCCUUUAUCUCUCUGCGUGUUUGCUCCUCCUCCUCCUCUUCUUCUUCGCCUCCAUCAGUAACACUAGACAUGCGCUUUCUGAGCUGGCUUCUUUCAUACUAAAGGGACUCUGCUGGGAGAUUGUACUGAGAUUAUUAAAACUCUUCACUGGUACCCAGUAAAGCGGGGGAUGCAUGUUGAUCAGAGCGUCAUGCUGCAUUCCUUUUUUAUUUAUGAUUUCUGUGAAAGGAAUGCGGAGGGAUCCUAGCAGAUCAUUACUUUACCUUUUACUAGGGUGACCAUUUUUUUAUUGGUCCUGCCCAGUUUGGUUUGUUGUUUAAAAAAGGGAAUAUUUCUGCUGGUUACAUUUCAUUCAGCGCCAACGUUUAUAGGUACUUUAUUAUUUUUUUGGCCCUUUUCUGGGGGUUUUCUUGCUAAAGGGGAGAGACGUUGCACUGAAAUACAAAUUGAGAGUGGCCAAACACUGCUGUGGGUGUUGAUGGGUGCCUUCCCAGCCGUGCCGUGGGCGGGUGGUUCCAGUUAAAGCCAAUACCAGAGGAGCUCCCUCACUGAUACCGAGCGCUGCCAUGUUGGAGACGCGUGUCUCACUUAGCCUCCAUGUACUGUUACAACUAAAAUCAUGCAUUGUUUCAUGGUAGAUUGAAAUAUUUAUGCUUUUUUGUUUUUCCCUGCCUCUUAAUAUUAAACAUAGUGAUUUGAUGAUGAUGAUGAUGAUGAUGUUUUAUUGGAUUUGUCGGAGCUGUUUUUUAAAAGGAGAAGUCAAUAAAGGUCAAUGAAGGAAGCCGUUUGUGUUUUGCCUUCAUCCUCGUCAGCGGUCAGACCUGUUCCUGGUUGUUUGAGCUCCCUGGAGGUGGAAGUCAAAUAAAUUAUCGACGCCUGUCGAUGGUCUGGGUGUGAAAGCACUUUUAACGAGAGACAACAUUGAACAUUGGAGGAUUUACAAAACGAAAAAAUAAAGGAAAGCUACUCUGAGAGCUACACUUAGCUGAGUUUUAUAAAAAUAAUGAAAUUCGAAGUUAAAUUUAGCAAGAUAUCACUUGUAUUUUCUUGUUAGUUUGUAACAUUUUUAGAUUUCAGUGUUCGAGUUGCAAUGUUGAACUGCCUGAAUAAAUAAAAAUCAGAAACGUGCUGGAGAUUGAGCCACUGACUGAGGUUUUCUGUUCGUUUAGCUCCACCCAUCUCCACGUGAGCUCUGACCAGCUUCCCUUUCCCAGCUGAAGAAAACAGCCCCACAGCAUGAUGCUGCCACCGAUGUGCUUCACGGUGGCGACGGUGUGCAGGCUUAACUUUUCCUCCACACACACAGCUGUAUUUAUACAGAGACUGAGUUGCACAUAUUUGGAUUGCCAUUGGUUGCUUCAGACUGUGUUUAGUGAUAUUUUAAGUGAGGCUGCAAAAAAAGUGUUCACCGUUUUUCUAAUGUCAUUGCACGUCUCAAUAAUGCCCAACUUUGUCUGCUAUGCCAAACAAAAACCCAAUAAAAUACAACAAAGUU